This is a messenger RNA of Scomber scombrus (Atlantic mackerel), 5581 nucleotides long. RefSeq names its product protein mono-ADP-ribosyltransferase PARP14-like. Gene Ontology annotation, biological process: negative regulation of gene expression. The coding region runs from base 27 to 5558 and encodes 1843 amino acids. The transcript is spliced from 18 exons. Gene Ontology annotation, molecular function: transcription corepressor activity; NAD+ poly-ADP-ribosyltransferase activity. NCBI's taxonomy places the organism in Eukaryota, Metazoa, Chordata, Actinopteri, Scombriformes, Scombridae. The record is from RefSeq and is a predicted model, not a curated record. Gene Ontology annotation, cellular component: cytoplasm; nucleus.
GUGCAGAGACAGUCAGACUAGCAGCGAUGGCCGACGCAUAUUCGUAUGCUCUGCUCGUCAAGCUCGAAGAAAACAACAUACCAAGACUAAAAAACAAGUUAGUGAAAUACUUUCAGAGUAAGAAAUCUAGCGGUGGAGACUGUGAAGUCGACUAUGAACAGGGCAGCAGGACAGCGCUGCUGCGCUUCCGCAGAGAGGAGGACCAGAAAAAUGUGUUGGGGAACGAGUCGCAUCAGAUCAAUGUGGAUAAAGGCGUGUUGAAGAUGACAGUUCACUUACCCACAGAUCAGGGCACACAGCAGGAAACUCAAGCUGUUGAACUCAACAAGAACCGAUCCGAUCACCAACUCCCAAAAAGGACGAAGGAUAGGGAAAGCCCAGAACAUGUGAAAAAGAGUCGCUGGAGCUGCACUACACCUCUCACAGGUGACACUAAUGAGGAUGCUGCUACAAACAAAGAGCAGAGUAAUGAUGAACGUGAUGAACGCACACCUGCAGCCGAAAGUGAGACCGUGGCGAAAGGCAAAGAGGAUGAAACAGCAGAAGAAGAUGUCUGCCCCAACUCUGCUCUUUUAGAAAAUAUCGCAGAUAAGUUGUACGGAGAGUUUUUGGAGAUGCUGGUGGAGAACAUUUCAAAGGAUUUUGACUCUUCAUCUAUGUCCCAAAGCUUCACUUUGGAAGCCAUUCCUGCUUUCUCCUCUGCUGUUGUGACUUUCCAGAGUGAAAAAGAAAACAAUCAUUUUGUGACUAGAUGCCCCCAAAACAGGACAUUCAAGAAUAAAGGAUUGUCAGUCCGGAUUCUCGAACCCACAGACCAAGUUGUCGUUGACGACAUCAAAAAUUUCAGUGAAGAUCACCUCUGUCUGUAUUUUGAAAAUACAGGUUGGGAUGUGGAAAAUGUCACCAUUAGUGAAGAGGAUCAGUCUGCUCUCAUCUCCUUUAAAGACCAUAGAGCCGUUCAGGACAUCAUGAAGAAGAAGCAUCACAUCAAAGGGGUAGAAAUCAAAGUGUAUCCCUUUUACAAAUCUCUGGGAACAGCCCUUUAUGGAAAAGACAAGCCUUCGCUAAAACUCCCUGCUGCGAUAUCCGAACCCAUUGAUGGUGCUGUCCUGAGAUACCUAAAUGACAGUAAAUCAGCAGCAGAUACAGUUCGUAGUGACUUGGCGACACACUUCUGCAAUGUAAACCUCCAACAAUCUACUGUGUACCUGAGCCCUUUUCCUACAUUGCUACAACAAAAGGAUGCUGAAGACCUCAUCAAAGAGUGGACGGACGUAGUGAAGUCAGCCUUUGCGAAAGCUGUGUCAAAAUUCAAAUCCCUGAAGUUGCAGCUACAGUCAGAGGUGUGGGAAGAGUCAGAGGAUAAGAUCAGAAAGAUGCUACUCAAUGAAGAUGUGAUUGUUGUGCCUGAUAAAGCCAGUGGUGUCUUAUCAGUGGUUGGUCUUGUUGAUGAUGUCAACAGACUAGAGAAAACGCUUUCUGAAGUUGUAAACAAGAUUGUCAAAAGGGUCCACAGGGAGAAAUCAAGCAUAACCCAAGAGAUCCAAGUGCGACCGUCUGUUUUGCACAUCUUGUGUCAAGAUGGCCUUCAAGGCAAGCUGCUACAGGUUUACCCAGAGCUCAAAAUAUCAUCUGGAAAAGAUGGUCUGAAUUUGAUUGUAACUGGCUUAGGGCCAGAGGUUUUGGCAGUACAAAACAUUAUAUAUCAGCAAAUGCUUGCACUAAAAAAACUGAAUUUAGAAAUGGACAACUUUGUGCUUGGCAUGUUGAAGGACGAAAACCAAGAGGAACUUACAAAGGCUCUUCUCACAUCUAAUAAAAUAAAUGCAGCAUUUGAGAUAGCUUCACAAAGAGUCCAGCUCCUUGCUGUGUCUGACGGAGAUCUGAAUGAUGCUGUAGAUCAUUUGACAAAGCUGCUAAUAUCUAAACACAUUGAUGUUGAAGAUAUUAAUGUCCUGAGGAAGCCAGAGUGGCAAAAGAUGAUCCUCCAGUUAGAGAAUGCCAACAGUGAGUUGUGCAGAAAAAUUCAAAUCCAGACCAAAGGAUCACAAGUUGUGGUGUCUGGCAACAAGGAUACAGUCACAAGAGUUAGCAGUAAACUUGAUGACUACUUACAGCAAAAUGCUCAAGUUGAAGAAGUUGUUGCAGUGAAGAACAACACCAUAGUUGAGUAUAUUAAAAAACAUCACACAUCUUGGUUGGAGCAAGUGGCAGACAAAGUGGAGGUGUCUUUCCAAAAAGAGGCCAUCUGUCUAAGUGGUUCCAGAGUCAAUGUCACAGAUUGCAAAACCUCGGUCGAAGACUCAGUCUCUUCUGUCUACUUUGAAAGUUUAAAGGUCUCCAAGCCUGGAAUGAAAAAGUUCUUCAAGGAUAAUGAAGCUAUGUAUGCUCAUUCACUCAUGACUGAUACUGGCUGCCUGGUCCAGCUGGUUGAUGAGACUAAGGAUGGACAGAAGGACGACACUUUUAGACAAGUACAAAAGCCUGUGUACCAGCUUCAGACACCUGAUGGAGUAGACAUAGCUGUUUGCAAAGCAGAUAUGUGCAGUUACCCAGUGCACGCAGUUGUCAAUGCUUCUAAUAAGGACUUGGAUCACAAUGGCGGUCUUUCAGCAGCACUACUGAAAGCUGCUGGUCCACAGUUCAAGGAUGAAUGUGACAAACUAAUAAGGUUGAAUGGACAGCUCAAGCCAGGAGACACUGUGAUAACUGGUGCAGGAGGCCAGCUUUGCUGUAAAAAAGUCAUCCAUGCAGUGGGACCCAAUUUUGAUCCUGCCAAUCCCAAGAAGGCUCAGGCGCAAUUGAAAAGAGCUGUUAAAGGAAGCUUAGACCUCGCUGAGCAGCAUGGUUGUGUCUCUGUGGCACUGCCCGCCAUCAGUAGAAAUCAGGGCUUUCCUCUCAAUUUGUGCGCCAUCACCAUCGUCAAAGCAGUGAAGGAACACUGUGAGGACAAGUAUGACGACAUCACCCUGAAGAGGAUACAUUUUGUAAACAAUGAUGACAGCACUGUUCAGGCUAUGGAGGCAGCUGUCAGACAGGAGUUUGGAAAUUAUGGUGUCAGUUCUGCUCAGCAAACUCCUACUCAGGCCGUCAAAUCACCUGUGAAACAGGUUGCAUCUGACCCAAACUGCUUGGGUCAAGGGUUGACCAAAGAGGGUGUGGGUAUCACUCUGACAACAGGAAAUAUUGAAAAUGCCACGACGGAGGUUAUCGUGAAUACUGCGUCUGAAGAUCUUGCACUGAACAAAGGGGCAGUUUCAAAUGCCAUCCUGGGUGCGGCUGGACCCAAACUGCAGCAGUUGGUAAAGGCAAAGAAUGCAAAAGGAAAUGUUGGUGAAGUGAUUGUAACUGAUGGCUGCAACCUGAAGUGCAAACAUGUGUUUCAUGCAAUUGCACCUCACUGGAACAAUGGACAAGGCACAACUGAAAAGGCACUGAGUGACAUUUUCAAGGACUGCUUGGGCAAGGCAGAGGCCAGUGGUCUCACCUCCAUAUCCUUUUCUGCCAUUGGCUCUGGAAAUCUGGGCUUCCCAAGAGACCUUGUGGCCUCUUUGAUGUUGGAUGAAAUCAUAGCGUUCAGCAGUAAGAAGAAACCUAAGAACCUGAAGAAGGUCAUGAUUGUCCUCUACCCAAAAGAUGCAGAAACUAUCCAGGCUUUUAUUGACGAAUUUAAACAGAAGUUCUCCAACACUUCGUGUGGUCCGGUGACCUCCAGUUCCACACAAAGUUCAGGUCCCUUUUCUAAAAUCACCUCAAGCUCAGGAAUGUAUGAGACCCAAAUGGGAGCAGUGGUUAUACAGGUGCUCACAGGAGACAUUACCAAGGAGACCAGUGAUGUCAUUGUGAACUCCUCCAAUGAGGGGUUCACUCUCAAGUCAGGAGUAUCCAAGGCUAUUCUGGAUGCAGCUGGUCAGGCUGUUGAAGCAGAAUGCCAAACCCUGGGUGCCCAGCCUAACCCAGGCAUCAUAAUGACCCAGCCAGGUAACCUGAAGUGUAAGAAGAUCCUCCACCUGGUCGGACAAACGGACCUUGUAAGAAUCCAAAAGGUUGUGAAAGAGGCUCUCCUGAUGUGUGUGAAAAACUCACACACUUCUGUCUCCUUUCCUGCCAUUGGCACAGGUCAAGGUAAUGUAAAGGCAGGGCAGGUAGCGGAUGCCAUGUUGGAUGCAGUGAUUGAUGUGUUGAGCCAAAAUACUUCCAGUGCCCUGAAGACAGUCAGGAUUGUUAUAUUCCAGGCACCCAUGCUUAAAGAGUUCUACAACAGUAUGCACCAAAGGGAAGCCACUGAACCCAAGAGUAAAGGAGGCCUCUGGGGAAACAUUGGCUCCAUUGGCUCCAAAAUCAAAUCGUUCUUUACUGGUGAAAGUUCUGACAAGCCAAAAAAAGAUGGAGAUUUUGUCAUUGAAGCUCUUGAAGUGGAUGCGGCUUGCUUCCACAUCUGCGGUGACUCACAGACUGCAGUAGACAGAGCCAAGCAGCGGAUCGACGACCUCAUAUCGAAAGAGUACGAAACCAUCCUCAUUGACGACAACACCAUCCUUAGCUUCCCUGAUGCAGAUUACCAGCACAUUGCAGUCAUCCAGAGGAAUAUGGGCGUGAGCAUAAGGAUGGAAAGCAAGGAGGACCAAGUCUCAAUGACCAUUGAGGGAAUCAGCAAGAAUGUGCUCAAAGCCAACAUUGAGAUCCAAAAGAUGCUGAGGAAGGCAAGAGAUGAGGACGAAAUGAAGAGAAAAGAGGAUCUGGCGGCCACAGUGGCAGACUGGCAGUACCAGCAGCAGGGGUCUCAGUUUCAGAGUUUUGAUUCAAAAAACAACUUCCUGCUUGAAGAAGCACUGGGAAAGAAUCUGCCUCAAGUAAAAGUCACAGUCAUGGGUCAAGACUACACUGUCACCAUGCCAGAUGGACCUGCCACUGAUAAUCAGGGACGUACCCUACAGAUAAAGAGAAUUGACAAACUAAAAGAUGAAGAUGUGCCGGAGGAAUGGGAUGCCAUGCCAGCCAAAACAUCGAGUCAUGCUGUCACCAUCCAGGCUGGAACGGCAGAACACAAUAAAGUCCUGAAUCUGUUCCAGGCCACCUGCAAGCAAACUGUUAUUAAGAUUGAGCGGAUCCAGAAUCCAAUAUUAUGGAAGAGCCUCCAGAUCAAGAAGCGUGACAUGGAGCAGAGAAACAGUCAUCAGAACAAUGAGAAAUUUCUCUUCCAUGGUACCUGCGAAUCCACUGUGCCCACCAUCAAUGAGCACGGCUUCAACAGGAGUUACGCAGGAAAGAAUGCUGCUUGUUUUGGCAAUGGCACAUACUUUGCUGUCAAUGCCAGUUACUCUGCGCAAAGCACCUACUCCCCGCCAAAUGCACAAGGGGAGAAGUGCAUGUACCUCUGUCGUGUGCUGACCGGGGAUUACACGCUCGGACAACAAGGCAUGAUCGUACCACCAACCAAGGGCGCCGUCUCUGUUCAGAAGUACGACAGCCUCGUUAACAACAUGUCCACCCCUGCCAUGUUCGUUAUCUUCCACGACUCCCAGGCUUAUCCUGAAUAUUUGAUUACAUUCAAGUGAAACAAUCAUGUGAGGAGAUAACU